GCUGGGGGGUCCCGGGCGGUUGAGCGCCUCCAGCUCCUCCUCCAUCAUGCGGCUGCAGCCCCGGUACUGGUCGUCGAAGGCGGUGGGGGCCAUGUCCAGCACCACCUCCUUGAUGUGGCCGAGGUCUCGCUGGCGCAGGGGGCUGCUGGCAGCCAGGGUCUGGGCCAGCAGCACCAAGCCCAGCACCAGAUGCUCCAUGGUGGGCAGAGCCUCCCCGAGGGAAGCCCCGGGCUGCUGCGGUGCGGCGGGCAGGGAAGCAGCCGGCUCCGCCACGAGCGGCUGGAGCGAGAGCCAGGUCGAUCUCUCGCACUUGUCCCCAGAGGAGAGAUGGAGGGUGGAGCAUGCCCGGAUGCAUGCCAAGCACCGCGGUCACGAGGCUAUGCACGCCGAGAUGGUCCUCAUCCUCAUCGCCACGCUAGUGGUGGCACAGCUCCUGUUGGUUCAGUGGAAACAGAGGCACCCUCGCUCCUACAACAUGGUGACCCUCUUCCAGAUGUGGGUGGUACCUCUCUAUUUCACGAUCAAGCUGUACUGGUGGCGGUUCCUGGUAAUCUGGGUGCUCUUCUCGGCAGUCACGGCUUUUGUCACCUUCAGGGCAACGCGAAAACCGCUGGUGCAGACAACGCCCAGGCUGGUUUAUAAAUGGUUUCUGCUGAUAUACAAGAUCAGCUAUGCCACUGGAAUCGUAGGGUACAUGGCCGUGAUGUUUACACUUUUUGGUCUUAACUUACUAUUCAGAAUCAAACCAGAAGACGCCAUGGACUUUGGCAUCUCCCUCCUCUUCUACGGUCUUUACUACGGGGUGCUGGAGCGGGACUUUGCCGAGAUGUGUGCGGAUUACAUGGCCUCGACAAUCGGGUUCUACAGCGCCUCGGGGAUGCCCACCAAGCACCUCUCCGACAGCGUCUGCGCCGUCUGCGGCCAGCAGAUCUUCGUGGACGUCAACGAGGAGGGGAUCAUCGAGAACACCUACCGCCUCUCCUGCAACCCCAGGUUCCACGAGUUCUGCAUCCGGGGCUGGUGCAUCGUGGGGAAGAAGCAGACGUGUCCGUACUGCAAGGAGAAGGUGGAUCUCAAGCGGAUGUUCAGCAACCCGUAUCCUUUCUCCGGCCGGCACCCAGCGCCUUGCGGAGGGGAGCAGUGGGUCGAGCACGCGAGGGGCUGGGCAGCGUGCCCGGGAGCUGCUGGCUGCUCACUUGGGCUUGCCCACGAUGGCCGCGUCACCCGGGGGAGAUGCGGCGCGGCCGUGCCACGUGCCCCGCCGAGCCCUUUUGGUUUUCCUUUCGGGUGA
Messenger RNA from Egretta garzetta (little egret), 1291 nucleotides. Its product is annotated as RING finger protein 121. Gene Ontology annotation, cellular component: Golgi membrane; endoplasmic reticulum membrane. The coding region runs from base 47 to 1291 and encodes 414 amino acids. NCBI's taxonomy places the organism in Eukaryota, Metazoa, Chordata, Aves, Pelecaniformes, Ardeidae. The record is from RefSeq and is a predicted model, not a curated record. Gene Ontology annotation, molecular function: metal ion binding; ubiquitin protein ligase activity. The transcript is spliced from 10 exons.